AUUCAGUUACAAGAUACUAUCCAAGGAUUUGAAUUGGUGGCCUUUUCCUGACUCUGGGAACACUUACUCUAAUAUUAAUCUGUAGUCAUCGAAAACACUUGAAAAGCAAGAAAAGCACUUGGCAUGCUUAACUGAAAUGGAUUCUUUAUGUCAGAAACUACUUAAAGACGUUUAUUAAAAAUAACAACCAACAGCUCCUCUUUUCUACCUACUACAAGGUCCUAUAUUCUCAAUCACCAGGUACUGAUGAUAGCCUUCGGAAGAGACAGUUUCAAAAUAUCCACUACUUCCUGUAGCAAGGAGAAAAUCUGGAUCUUGGAUUGCAACACCAACUUCAGGAAAAAUGGUAUACAAGGACAAGCUUCUAGCAUCUUGCCAUCAUUUUUUCCUGCUUGCAACCAGAUUCUGUUGGAUAAUCCCUAUGAUACGAGGAACUUAUGGCCAGGAAUAUGCCCAUUCCAUUCGACUCGACGGAGAUGUGAUCUUGGGAGGACUGUUUCCUGUCCAUGCCAAGGGGGAAAGAGGAGUACCUUGUGGUGAACUCAAGAAAGAAAAGGGAAUCCAUCGGCUUGAGGCAAUGCUAUAUGCAAUUGAUCAGAUCAAUAAGGACCCUGACCUUCUUGCCAAUGUCACAUUAGGUGUUCGGAUUCUAGACACAUGUUCCAGAGACACUUAUGCCCUGGAGCAGUCGUUAACUUUUGUGCAAGCUUUGAUAGAAAAAGAUGGGUCUGAUGUGAAAUGUGCUAAUGGAGAUCCUCCAAUUUUUACCAAGCCAGACAAGAUAACCGGGGUAAUAGGUGCAGCGGCGAGUUCAGUGUCCAUCAUGGUGGCUAACAUUUUAAGACUUUUUAAGAUACCUCAAAUCAGCUAUGCAUCUACAGCUCCAGAACUGAGUGAUAACACCAGGUAUGAUUUUUUCUCUCGCGUGGUCCCACCAGACUCCUAUCAAGCCCAAGCUAUGGUUGACAUUGUGACAGCGCUUGGAUGGAACUAUGUGUCAACACUGGCAUCAGAAGGGAACUAUGGGGAAAGCGGUGUAGAAGCUUUCACUCAAAUCUCUAGGGAAAUUGGUGGUGUCUGCAUUGCUCAGUCACUAAAAAUCCCCCGUGAACCAAGAACAGGGGAAUUUGAGAAGAUUAUCAAGCGCUUGAUGGAGACUGCAAAUGCUCGUGCUGUAAUUAUGUUUGCAAAUGAAGAUGAUAUAAGGAGAAUACUGGAAGCUGCUAAGAAAUUGAAUCAAACUGGACAUUUUCUUUGGAUAGGUUCAGACAGUUGGGGUUCUAAAAUUUCACCUGUUUAUCAGCAAGAAGAAAUAGCAGAAGGGGCUGUCACCAUCCUGCCCAAAAGAGCUUCCAUUGAUGGUUUUGAUAGAUAUUUUAGAAGUCGAACCCUAGCAAAUAACAGAAGGAAUGUGUGGUUUGCAGAAUUUUGGGAAGAAAAUUUUGGAUGCAAGCUGGGCUCUCAUGGAAAGAGGAAUAGCAACAUAAAGAAAUGUACAGGAUUGGAACGAAUUGCAAGAGAUUCUUCUUAUGAACAAGAAGGAAAGGUUCAGUUUGUCAUUGAUGCGGUAUAUUCAAUGGCAUAUGCAUUACACAACAUGCAUAAAGAACUUUGCCCUGGGUACAUUGGACUCUGUCCUCGAAUGAGCACAAUUGAUGGCAAAGAGUUGCUUAGUUACAUCCGGGCAGUGAAUUUCAAUGGGAGUGCUGGAACACCUGUCAUUUUCAAUGAAAAUGGAGAUGCCCCUGGCCGUUAUGAUAUCUUCCAAUAUCAAAUAACCAACAGAAGUGCAGAAUAUAAAGUCAUUGGCCACUGGACGAAUCAACUUUAUCUAAAUGUAGAAGAUAUGCUUUGGGAUAUCAAAGAACGAACUCACCCCACUUCAGUCUGUAGUGUGCCCUGCAAACCUGGGGAAAGGAAGAAGAUGGUUAAGGGUGUAGCUUGCUGUUGGCAUUGUGAGCGCUGUGAAGGAUAUCAAUACCAAGUGGAUGAGGUCACCUGUGAAAUGUGUCCCUUCGAUAAGAAACCAAACGCCAACCGCACGGACUGCCAACUCAUUCCCAUCAUCAAACUGGAGUGGCAUUCCCCGUGGGCGAUUGUGCCUGUCUUCAUAGCAAUACUUGGCAUCAUUGCAACCUCCUUUGUCAUUGUGACAUUUGUCCGCCACAACGACACCCCAAUUGUCAGGGCCUCAGGGCGUGAACUAAGCUAUGUCCUCUUGACCGGGAUUUUUCUCUGUUAUGCUAUCACUUUUUUAAUGAUUGCAAGUCCAGGUACUGCCAUCUGUUCUUUUCGACGGAUCUUCCUAGGACUUGGGAUGUGCUUCAGUUAUGCAGCCUUGCUCACCAAAACAAACCGGAUCCAUCGAAUAUUUGAGCAAGGGAAAAAAUCAGUCACUGCUCCAAAGUUCAUCAGCCCAGGUUCCCAACUGGUGAUUACCUUCAGCCUCAUAUCCAUACAGCUGAUAGGAGUCUUCAUUUGGUUUGCUAUUGAUCCUCCACAUAUCAUAGUAGAUUAUGGAGAGCAGAGAACUGUGGAUCCUGAAAAUGCCCGUGGGAUUCUGAAAUGUGACAUCUCGGAUCUAUCACUAAUUUGUUCUCUUGGAUACAGUAUUCUCUUAAUGGUAACAUGUACUGUAUAUGCGAUUAAAACAAGAAGCGUUCCAGAGACCUUCAAUGAAGCAAAACCAAUUGGAUUUACCAUGUACACCACCUGUAUCAUUUGGUUAGCUUUUAUUCCAAUCUUUUUUGGAACGGCACAAUCAGCAGAGAAGAUGUACAUCCAGACAACAACUCUUACAGUGUCCUUAAGUUUAAGUGCUUCUGUCUCUUUGGGCAUGCUCUACAUUCCCAAGGUUUAUAUUAUCAUUUUUCAUCCAGAACAAAAUGUGCAAAAAAGGAAGAGGAGUUUCAAGGCUGUUGUCACUGCAGCCACAAUGCAAAGCAAGCUGAUCCAAAAGGGAAACGACAGGCCAAAUGGCGAGGUCAAAACGGAACUUUGUGAAAGUCUUGAAACCAACAGUAAGUCAUCAGUAGACUUAACCAUGGUCAAGAGUGGCAGCACUUCCUAAUAGAUCUUCCUCCACCAAGACGAGCUACGUCAGCUAUAGCAAUCAUGCAAACUGAAUGGUGAAACCAAUCAUACCUGAAGACUCACAAUAUGUGAACUGAAGAACAACGUUGACCAUCACAUCAAGAGAACUCAGCCUCUGAAAUGUCUCUAGAAAACAGACUAAGCUGUAAAAGGACAAAGAUUGACCAUGUGGCCAUAGCAGGAGGCAUGCGUGGGUUGGGGGAAAAAUGGCCCAGAAUUAUAUAUUAUGAUUGCCUGUCAAAUGUCUGAACUGUUUACUCAUGAAAAAAGGUGAAUCACAAAAGGAAAA
Messenger RNA from Thamnophis sirtalis, 3382 nucleotides. Lineage: Eukaryota; Metazoa; Chordata; Lepidosauria; Squamata; Natricidae. The record is from RefSeq and is a predicted model, not a curated record.